Amblyraja radiata (thorny skate) is the source of this 1351-nucleotide messenger RNA. It is a transcript of the gene cav2, whose product is annotated as caveolin 2. The record is from RefSeq and is a predicted model, not a curated record. The coding region runs from base 157 to 651 and encodes 164 amino acids. The transcript is spliced from 3 exons. Lineage: Eukaryota; Metazoa; Chordata; Chondrichthyes; Rajiformes; Rajidae. Gene Ontology annotation, molecular function: protein kinase binding; molecular adaptor activity. Gene Ontology annotation, biological process: insulin receptor signaling pathway; caveola assembly; regulation of cytosolic calcium ion concentration. Gene Ontology annotation, cellular component: perinuclear region of cytoplasm; sarcolemma; caveola.
ACGGCAGGCAGACAGGCUGUGGCGCUGGGCUGGCUUCAUCUCAGCAGCGACUGAGCCCGGGCGUGGCUGUGGUGAAUCGGCCGGGGACAGGCUGCAGGGAACAAGUGCGUGAGCAACUGAAGGGAAUACCGUGGGCGGGGGGAGAUUAAAAAAAACAUGGGGAAGGAAGCGGGACCAGGAGAACGCGGAGUCCAGUAUGAAACUGGGGAUCUUCUGAGAUCCGCCAAGUUGUUGCCCGGCGGGGGAGAGGAGGAGCCGGAGCAGAGAGAGCAGCACAGGAGAGACCCCGGCGGACUCAACACUCACAUCAAGGUUUCCUUCGAGGAUGUGAUCGCCGAACCUGCUGCCACGCAAAGUUUCGACGGCAUCUGGAUUUGUAGCAUCGCCUCGUUUGAAGUCAGCAAAUUCCUGCUGUACAAAGUCCUCACUCUCUUCCUGGCCAUCCCGCUGGCCUUCAUCAUUGGCAUUCUCUUUGCCGUCAUAUCUUACGUUCACAUUUGGUUCCUGAUGCCCGUUGUGAAGACCUUAAUGAUGAUUCUGCCCCCCAUUAAGAUCAUCUGGAAAAGUAUUAUGGACAUGUUUGUUUCUCCUCUGUUCGAGAGUAAGGGCCGGUGCUUCUCUGCAUUCAAUAUCCGCUUCUCUGAAAAAUAAAGAAGAAAGCAAAUGGUGGCAUUCACAGCGAACAAUCUGAACCCAAAAGGAUUCCAGACUUUAUGAAAUAAGUAGCAUUACCUAUGCUUAAACUUUUCAUUCCAAAUGCACUUUGAGAAAGUAUCUGACAGUUUUUAAGUAUCUACACAUUUUUGCAUAAAGUCCAUUUAGAAAUAGGCAUACAUAUAAUUGAUUUAUUUUUAUUACAAGUCAGUAAGCAUCCUGGUGUUGAUUAAGAAAGUUUGCACCAAGAUAUUGCCAUGCAAUAAUUAAAUCCUGUUUAAUAUUUUGACAAAUAUUCAUAAGAAUUAUGUGGCACUAUGAGGCCAUUCGGUCCAUCAAGUCUAUACCAUCUUGCAUUGCAUUCCAAUCAACCACAUUCCCCUCCUGUCUCCCUUUAACACUCUCUCAAGGGCCUAUUCAUUUAUUUUUUGAAGGCACUCGUAUUUCUUCCAGCUUGAUCAAUUGAAUUUCAGAUCCUUGCUAUUCUAAGGGGGUUGACCCCAAUCCCCUCUGUGCCUAACAUUUUAAAUGCAUGUCCUCUGCUUCUUGAACUAGUAGCUAAAAGGAACAAUUUUCCUUUAUUUACCCUCCCUGAAGAUGUCAUGACCUUUUCAUGAAAUGCUCAUACCUUUAACUCCUGUAGAUAUAUCUGCAUUUUGAGGGACCUUCACAUCCUUCCUUAACCUUCUGACCAAAA